AGACACUUCAUCCAAUGAGGAUAGAGAGCACGAUUGACGCGAAGCAUUUAAACCAAUCAGCAUCUUCGGAAGGCGGGGAGAGGGUAAACAGAGAGCAAACUUGACCAAAGCAAAGCAGCCGGUAACGUGCGACUUAAAUGAUGAACAAGACGCGACGCAUUUUAAUCGCCACAAGAAACGGAUUUAGUAUAACCAUUCCUUCCUCACAAACAUUAGAAAACAGUUAAAACCGAUAUAAUCAAGUGAUUAUGUUCGAAAACAGACUAAAUCGGGUCUUGCGUACUUGUUCAGAGAGAGAAGUCGUUCAAACGAGCAUAUCUGUGAUUGUCGGUUUUGACAGCAUCGUAUUUAUUUAGACCAUGUCGACUGACAUAAGCCUGCACGAGCUGCUGGAUCUCUCCAUCGGGACGCCUGAUGUCGGAGCUGUCAAUUUCAACGCCCUGCACACUUUACUACACGCCAUCCUGGGACACCUGAAGAUCGAGAGGGUCAAAACUGCGUGGAAAGAGGCGGUUAACGAGCAUGACAGCCCAGCACCGAGCAAAGCCUCCUUGCUGGAGCCGUCGAGCCCGCUUCGGGUGAUGGAGGAGAGGGUACGGGGGAUGGAGGAGCAGCUGCGGGCACUGGAAGCUCUUCCCACCGCCUCCGAGCUCAUGGGCUCCUCCGACACAGCGCUCGGCGACAUGUGGACCCUCAUGCAGCUCCGCAGGAAGGCCCAGGGGAACGAGGACGGGGUGUCCAAGUGUAUGGACUUAAUCCAAGACCUUCUAAAGGAAGUCCAGGCGCUCAAAGAGUCCAGAGAUGAUCUGAGACAGGAAGUUCAUGCUCUGAAUGGUCAGCUCAGCCAGUUGAACAUGAACGAGUUGGAUGAUCGUUUUGUGGCUAUGGAGCAGUAUUGCAACCGAGUGCAAGAUCUGGACAACACCACAAAAGAGCUGAAGGACAAGAUGGCCCAGUACCCAGUUCCAGAGGAGCUCAAUCAGUGCGUCAAGUGGGACGAAAUGCGGGCAGCGCUCAUCAGCGAGAGGCAGAAGAUCCAGGAGGGGUUGCAGGGCACAGUGUCCGCCGCUAAAGACAGUGUACCGGUCCUCCCUUUGAACCUUGGUAGCCCGAUGAAGGAUGACAGACCGGGUACAGGUGGCACAGAUGGUGUAGAUCUCUCUCCUCCACAUCAGUCCCUGUCUGACGAGGCUCUGUCCCGGGUCAGCGUUGGGGCCGAGCGCUACCCGGAGACCGUAGAGGCGCUGAAGGAGGUGGGCAGACUACGAGACAGGCACGAGAGUCUGGAGACCCGUGUGGGACAGCUGGAAGCAAACAAGGCUGAUCGGACCCAGCUUCAACAUCUGCAGGAUCUCCUCACUGCAAUGGGAGAGCGGCAGAUUCCUGACCAUGUGCCAGAGCAGCUGAAUCAUCUGAGGACUCUUGUGGACAGUCUUCUAGAAGAUAAAGAGAAGAGCACUGAUGCGGCGAGCGAUGUGGAGGGAGUGUUACUGCGGCUGCAGGCCGACAGCGAGAGACUCCACAGCACAUGCAAACGCCUGAUGGAGGAGCACAGCGAGAAACAGAUCCACAUCGACCGUCUGUACAAGGUUUUGGAGGAACUGGAUGACAAAAAGGCUGAUAAGGAGCUGUUGGAGAUGAAGAUUGAAACUAAAGCAGACAAACGGGCUCUGGAGAGCAAGGUGAGCCGCAUGCAGUUCGACAGCAUGAUCGAGCAGCUCAAUAACAUGUUACAGGAGCUGCUGGGGAAGAUCAGCGGGCAGGAGAAGGACUGGAACAAGCUCAUCGAGAAGAUCUCCACUGAAAUGGACUGCAAGUUGAACCGGAUUGAGCUGGAUCCCCUGAAGAAACAGCUGGAUGAUCGCUGGAGGAACAUCCACAAGAGUCUGCAGACACAGUCCCUCCCCGAGCAGGACGACGCCGCCGGACUCAGGAAACAAUUAGUGGCCCGGUUUCACUGCAUCUCCUGCGAUCGUCCAGUGGAAAUGAUGACACCAGGACAGCUCAUUUCCACCCUGCCCUCGGCCCCAGGACUGCCCUCUCACAGGUCCAGCCGGCCCUACUCUGUGUACGAGCUGGAGCAGAUGCGCCAGCACUGCAGGAGUGAGAGGAUCCCAGAAAUGGCGGAUUACAGUUACCUGGCCCGUAGCUGCGGGGGCAGUCACACCCUCACCUAUCCCAGCCGCCGCUACACCCGCAUUCAGCACUUCACACACCUGAUCCAGAGUGACGAGGAGAGUCGGCCCGUGUCCUCUGGACCGCCCACACAGGCCGAAGAAGCGAACAUCAUGGGUUUGAACGGACAGGUCUACAAGGGCCGAAUGAACAGCAGGGCGGUGAGGCUCUCCGAGACGAGAUUACCCACCAUCUCUCCUCGAGAAGCUUCCAGUAACUCAGUGAGGGAUCGACCCCCGUCCUCCGUGGACUGCCUGUCACAGGACGUCCCGCUCCAGUCCUCAUUCCAUGACACCACCACAGAGCGCAACAAAGACUUCAACCAAUCAGAAGAUGAGCCGGUGACAUCACUGUAGAGCUCCUCCAAUAGGAGCCGCUCCAUUGUUUGAAUGAAAUGUUUACAGCAGGGCUCUGUUCGUGUUCAUCUGUAACGUCAAUCUAAAUAAGAUGUAAUAAACCCUCAAGUUAUAUCAAAUACAUGAAAUAUCGUUGGUCAUCCCAUGUGGUUAGUAACUCGCUGUCCCAAUCUUAACCUUCUCGCAGUGUUGAUCUGAAUCAGACCCAGUGCUUUCAGUCCGUUUAAACUGGAAUAGAUUGAUGUCAGCACUGAUCUACCUCUUGAAACAUGAUAGAGACCAGUGUUGAAAGCAUGUUUAUAUACGCAGUGAAUUAUUGCACUGAAUGUCACACAUGUAUAAAAAAAAGUCAUUAAACAUUCAUCAUAAACAUAACUGAGGUCUUGUGUUGAAGUACAAUGCAGUUGGUUUAAGUUUUGUUUGGUUGAUGACCUUGCGUAUUUACUUCCAUUUUCACUCCAUUUCCAAUUUUUCCUUUUUUGUGGAAUAAUCUGAGGUAAAAAAAAAUUGGCACCCCUAGAAAAUCUUACGAGCAAAAUAUCUCUGAAGUAUAUUCCCAUUAAUAUUUACACUUUUUUUAGCACACCAGGGUGACUAGGAACAUGAAGUUGUCUAGCUAUGACUUCUUGUUUCACAGGAGUUUAAAUUUGAGGAAGCACAAAGGCCAAAUUCCCUUAAUCAUCAC
Messenger RNA from Pimephales promelas (fathead minnow), 3216 nucleotides. NCBI's taxonomy places the organism in Eukaryota, Metazoa, Chordata, Actinopteri, Cypriniformes, Leuciscidae. The record is from RefSeq and is a predicted model, not a curated record.